CGGAAAGAGCCUUUCCCAGCUUCUUGCGGCAAGCACCAGCGCACAGAGUGCAGGGAUCUAUCGUUUUAGAGCCAAACAACUCAUCACCAAGGGCGAAGAAGCCUCCCUCGACAACAACUGCUCGUCACUGCGCGAAGGUCUCUCUCCGGUUCGUGGGGCACGAGAAGAGGGCACGACAGCUCCCAAUAGGGCGCAUCGCUACCAAGUGACCUCAUCGAGCUGCGAGGCCGGACACAAAACGUCAUCGACAAGACACGCCGUCGCUACAAGGAAGGGAUGGCGGCUCUCUAUCUUGCGAUACUGGCGUUGGCCCCUCAUGGUAUCAGCGGCUUCCAGGUACUUCAAGUGCCCACCGCGGCUCACACGAGCCGCACACAGCUGCUGAGAUCACGGAGGAGACCAUCUCGUAAGAAUGGGGCUGAGGAUGAUGGAUGGAUGGAUGUAUGAGGGAUGCCUGACGAGUUCCACGUGGCUGUGUUGGUGCAGGUGUGGCUUUGGCGAUGUCCGGGACGGACAGAGCGGUAGGCCUCCUGCAUGGCUGCGCCGUGUACUUCGACACUGCCGACGGCUAUCAAGUCGACGUGGACGGCAAGCGGCGACCUUUCCCCCAGAAAUGCUGGCAACACAUCGGUAGGUUUGGCGACGUCAACAUCGAAGCGGGCCUGCCGCAAAUCAGGUGCACACACACACCAGGAGGAUCUAGGUCGAUUCCGUACCCAACAACCCUCAUUGCUGCGUGUGAAUCGUUGGUGCAUCAGCGCGAGCGCACACGUGAGGUAUCCCGCAAGAGCUGCAGCUGUGGGUCUUUUCCGGGGCAGCCCCGCCCACAUCGAUCAGACAGGAGGCUUCAUUGUCAAUGUGGGCGGCGAGUGGCGGCCCAUUCGUAAAGAGGAUUGGAAAGAAGUCAUGGUCUUGACCGAUAUCGACAUCCCCAAGAUGCGCAGAGAGAUGUAACUAUGCAUACAGACACAUGGCAACAACAGAUCGCUGCCUGCUGCUGCAUUUGUUUCAGUGUUGGGGAUGGAGGGGUGAAUUCGACAUUUUACGACGACAGCACCUUCACCCGGCAUGGGAACUGCAUGUAUCAGGUCGUCAGACGCGGCACUGGCGCGUGUCCGACAUCCGGCGACACUGUCAAGUACAAAAUAAAGAGGUGGGGCCACGGGUUCCCAGGCGAAAGAAACAGCGAAUUCAGGGAGGAAGACGACAGGACGCUCGAGGACUGCCAACGGUCCCCGAAGGGUUUUGAGCACGCCAUGCUUUGGUCCAUGAGGGUCGGCGAAGUCAGGCCCGUAAUCAGCAAUGAAUGUGUGAGAAGUGAAUGGUAUUUCGAAAUUGAACUGCUUGACAUAGAGUGAGUAUCUGAAGUAGAGACGCUGCGCUCCAAUGGACAGACAAUGAUGACGAUAGAUAUUCCUG
This is a messenger RNA of Vitrella brassicaformis, 1419 nucleotides long. The record is from the annotation of a GenBank genome assembly. NCBI's taxonomy places the organism in Eukaryota, Vitrellaceae.